GAGUCGUCGCCACGGCCAUGGAGGCGCCGCGCGCCGCCGCCCGCCUGCGCAGGGUCCUGGGCCACCUCGGCCGCGCCUCGGCCGGGGACGCCAUAGCGCACCCCACUUCAGAGACUGUUUCUCCCACCAGUUUCUGUCCUCAGCAAUUCCAGUUUACGUUGGAUAACACCGUCCUAAGCCUGGAGCAGAGACAAUUUUAUGAAGAAAAUGGUUUUCUUGUCAUUAAAAAUCUGGUAUCUGAUGAGGAUAUUCAGCGCUUCCGGGAUGAGUUUGAGAAAAUCUGUAGGAAGGAGGUGAAGCCGGAUGGAUUGGUGGUGAUGAAGGAUGUGUCCAUUUCCAAGCUGCAACUUGCUCCAAGUGAGAAGGUGGUCUCGAAGAUUCAGGAUUUCCAGGAAGACCAGGAACUGUUCCGAUACUGCGAGCUUCCCCAGAUCCUGAAAUACGUGGAGUGUUUCACUGGACCCAAUAUUAUGGCCAUGCACACAAUGCUGAUAAACAAACCGCCUGAUUCUGGCAAGAAGACAUCCCGGCAUCCCUUGCACCAGGAUCUGCACUACUUCCCCUUCCGGCCCAGCAAUCGCAUUGUUUGUGCGUGGACGGCCAUGGAGCAUAUUGACCGGAACAACGGUUGUCUGGUUGUGCUCCCAGGCACCCACAAAGGCUCCAUGAAACCCCAUGAUUACCCCCAGUGGGAGGGGGGAGUUAACAAAAUGUACCAUGGGAUCCAGGACUACGAUGAGAACAGUGCCCGUGUGCACCUCGUGAUGGAGAAGGGAGACACUGUUUUCUUUCAUCCGUUGCUCAUCCACGGAUCUGGACGGAACAAAACUCAAGGGUUCCGGAAAGCAAUUUCCUGCCACUUUGCCAGUGCCAACUGCCACUACAUUGACGUGAAGGGCACCACUCAAGAAAACAUCGAGAAAGAAGUUGUGGAGAUUGCAGUUAAGAUGUAUGGAAUUGAACCUAACAUCAACCUUAAGGAUAUUUGGACAUUUCGAGCCAGGCUUGUGAAAGGAGAAAGAAUCAACCUUUGAACCAGGCCUUCCAUGUCACUCUGUCAGAGGAAAUCCAAGCAGGCCGAGGGAAAUGUUUUCUCAUUUGGAUGGAUGUCAUCUUUUCUCUCACUUGAUAAAGAAAUCAGGAGCCCUAUGUUGGGGAUGGAAUUGUGGGGAGUUAAGUUUUGCCUUGCAGCACCGUGGAAUGGUGUGGGUAAAUAUUACUGGGAGGAAAAGUAACUUGGGGUACAACUAAUAAAAAUGAUGGGUGUAUCCUUCAA
Molecule: messenger RNA, 1276 nt
Organism: Perognathus longimembris pacificus (Pacific pocket mouse)
Lineage: Eukaryota; Metazoa; Chordata; Mammalia; Rodentia; Heteromyidae
Product: phytanoyl-CoA dioxygenase, peroxisomal-like
Exons: 9
Coding region: 18-1034 (338 amino acids)
Biological process (GO): fatty acid alpha-oxidation
Molecular function (GO): phytanoyl-CoA dioxygenase activity
Source: RefSeq, a predicted model, not a curated record